CCGCUUAUCUAGCGGUAACGUGAAAUUAAUCGUUUUUCUAUUGUAAUUAAUAUCAGGAGCAUGUACUAUUUAAUAAGUUAAUUUUCAUUGUAAAAUUCCCCUGUUUAAUUUAACUACUGUUAUUACUUCGACGUUGAGAAUAAAAAAAUCCCACGAAAAGAUCCAAGCGAUUCUAUCUGACAUGACAUUAGGCCAGACGCCAUGUUUGUCACGUUUUUGCCAGUUGUGAAUAAAUUUAGCCAAAAUUUCAAUUUGCAGUAGCGUCACCGCAUGUAUUUAAUUUAUUUUGCCAAAAAUUGAUGCAAGAUGAGUACUGUGUUUUCAAAAAACAAGGAAAAGCGUUCGCGUUCAUCGUCCAACGAAACUAACAAUUCAUUUGUGAGGAAUGUAACAUCAAGAGUGUCGGGGUUGUUACCCGCAACAAUCACGAAGUGGUUCAGUAGCCCCAGCUCAUCCAAUGCCAAUGGAUCCACUGCAGCUGCAGAUGCUACUGACUCCUCCACUGAAGAUGAGGCUCCAGAAAGCCCCAUCACAACAGAACCACCUCCCAAACGCAUGAAAUUUAGUACAGCGGGCAACUACAAUAAUUUUGGCCCGAGUGAUCCUAAUUGUAUUCCUGCGGGUAUUGACACUGUAGAUCACCCUCCAUAUUCAACUGUGCAGUCAGCACCUACUAGGAGCACCUUUAGAAAGGAAGCUAAUUAUGUCUCCUCUACUCCUAUAAGGGCUCCAAAUGAAGAAUCUGUUAUCGAAAGAAAUGAAAGGGAGAGCACUUUAUUGAACAAAUCACGAACUUCAGUCAUUAGUGCUGGGCCGUCUGUUGGACUAGGUAACAAGAGGAAGUCAUUAUUUAAUGCAAAUAACAAGGAAGCCUCUAUGCGAGCUUUGGAGACAACAGCUAAUAACACCAGGGUUGAUACAAAGGCCCCUUGUUUCAAGCCCGCCUUGCUUGGGUCUCCGUUCUAUCCAGGACAGACAAUGUAUGGAGGUGCUUCUACAUCUGUGUACAUCAAUCAACCAAACAUCAAGCACAAAAAGGUGGCUUUAGUAAAUGAAUCCAGUAGCAGCGAUAAUACUGCUAUUAGUCAUUCCGCACGACGUAUUCUGGACCUACUGGAGAAUUACUCCUCGCCACUGAUGGAAGCUAGGAGACUUUCUCAGAUAGUAAAUAACAGCAGUUCUAAGAACGACACAUCAAAUAGCUCAACUAUAAGUGGCUCGCCAUAUUCAAACAAAGUUAUAUCGUACAAAACCCAGGAACUUCAUGCGCCAAAUAUCGCAACUAUUUUGCGAUUGAAACAAAGAUCACGUCUAAUGGAUACAACAAACGCGGCAAGGCAAAUCAUUGCAUCGCACAGCAGCACAUCGGAUUACAUCGGUCAGCCCUAUGCGUCUGUCAUCACACAUAAAGAACGAGCUGUCACAGAACCUUCCAAAAUGACAACUAAAGUGAAAAAUAGGUUGACAAGAGCCAAAAGAGGAGAGAGUGAUAUGGAGGAACAAACUAUCACUCCUGUUUCUUUACCCACAGGAGUUUUACAAAUUGAUAAAGACAACUUGCCUAAAUUCCAUUUCGAUAUUCCAGUGCCCAAACCUGCUCCUACAUCAAUGCCUACCCCCAAAUUUACAAUUGUAGGAACAGCCAAUAAAACAGAUAAAACUCCAGCUGCUGCCAAUAGUGAUGAAAUGGACUCAAGUAAGCCUAACGUUUCUAAUAAUAAUGUAUACAAAUUCUCAAGCCCUGUCAGAAUAUCAAGAGCGACUACGAUAAUUUCUAGUACUCCUCCUAAAUUUAAGUUUGGCAGUCCUGAGCGUGGUGUAGAUAAGCCUAAGUCUGAUAAUGACAAGAAAGAUCACAAUCCUUCUUAUGUUAUAGGUCUGCCUAAGGUGACCGAAAAACUACCGAUUCGCAAAUCGGCUGAUUGGAAAUGUCCAGACUGUUGGGUGUGCAAUAAGCCAGAGGUUAACAACUGUGUUUGCUGUGGAACGAAGCAGACACCAAAAGAGGCCACUAAACCAAAGGAGACGGAAAAACCUAACGAGACGGCGCAGCCACUAAAAUGCGCCAUUUGCAAGCUGGCUGAUAGGCAGUUCAAUUCGGAGAAAUGUGUCAAUUGUGACAAGAUCAAGUUUAGUAGUAGCAUCAAAAUGAAUUUCCCGACUGCAGCAUCCUCAAAUUGGAAUUGUGCAGAUUGUUGGGUUAGUAAUGAUGAGAAAGCGGAUAAGUGCGUGUGCUGCGGUGGAAAGAAUCCCAAAAAGUCUAGUGGGCCAAGUGUUGCCUCGGGCAACGGUGAUAGCGAGUGGAAAUGUGAGGACUGUUGGAUUAAGAAUAAGAGUGGCGAUAAAAAAUGCGCUGCGUGUGGUGGCGCCCGACCUGGGGCCAAGCCAAAGACAGCACCUGAACCGCUCACCAACAAUUUCGGGUCUACACUGUUUAGAACAGACAAUUCCUUGAAGAAUAUUGCAAAAACACAAUCAGACAAAUGGGAAUGCCCCAGUUGUUUAGUGAGAAAUGAUAAUUCCACAUCCAAAUGUGUUUGCUGCGAUGAAAGUAAACCUGGCACCGUCAAAGUUUUAGAUAACCAUAAGGCGUUCAACUUCGGUUCGGUAACGGCUACAUCAUUUAAAUUUGGAAUUGACCCGAAAGCACAAGAUACUAAGGCCAGUUCUACUAAACUCCCUGAAAUUAAAUUUGGUGACGGUCUAGCUAAACCGGAAGAAUCCGAGACAAAUAACAAUGUUUACAAGAGCUCAGCAAAUCGAUUCACAUUUGGAACAUUUGCCAAAAAACCGGAAGAACAAACAGAAGUUGCCAAAGAAAACAAAGCUAAUGAGGCUCCUAAAUUGGGUUUAACAUUUGCAAUGCCAAAAACUCAGACACUAAAAGAUCCAGAUGUAAUUCCUGUGUUCGGUUCACCGAAAAAACUUGUGGAAUCUGUCCAAGAGAAAGUAAACGACGAGAAAGAGAAACCCCAAGAAGUACCUAGUCUACCUAAGGUUGAUUUCAAAUUUACACCUCCCAAAAACAAGUCUCCCAAAAAAAUUACUGGAUUAUUUGCACCGGCAUUAUCCAGCACUCCAGUGAAUCUAGACAAUACUAGUCCUGCAACAACUUUGAACACAUUAGGUAGCAAUGCCAUUUCAGAGAACAAGCCCAAUACUGUCAACUCUCUAUCGCCAAUACCUGGAGCUUCGACCCCUGAUGCAGUAGCUCCAUUCAAAUUUACAGAUAUAGGUCUGAAACCGCCUCAAAAUAUGUUUGCGGCUCCUACUUCCACUCCUCCCUCAUUCUCCAGCACAAUACAGAGCAAACCGACGACGUCGGCGAUGCCAGUGUUCCAGAAGCUCGAGCAGAAUGCUGCACCUCCAAUGUUCAUGAAUCCCAAUGCAACCACUUCAACGGUGUCAAUGUUCCAAAAGACUGAGACUAUUACGACCGCGGCUCCGCAAUCUCUGGCUGCCACUGGACCUGUAUUCAGCUUCGGAUCCAACGCCGCCCCGAGUGCAGCACUACAAUCUGACAAACCCAAGUUCAACUUUACAUUUUCAAUGAACCCUCCCCAAUUUAACAGCAAUGCAUUCAGUGCAGCACCUCAAAACUCUAACACAAACAAGUUUAGUAUUACCGGAGGUGCUUUGGGAGGGAACGGGCUACCUGCUACGAAUCCGUUGACCACGGGAAAUACUCCAACCGCUGGAAAAGUUGGAUCAGUCACUGAGUUGGCGACGAACCCGUUAUCUUCAAGGAGUGAGUUGCCAGCACCCGGGACUUUGUUCGGAGUACCCGUACAGAAAGAAAAUCUGUGGUCAGCUAACAACAAUAGCUCAACCAAUAUGUUCGUGUCGAAUGCUUCGACUAAUUCAUUGCAGAAACCUCCGGCGUUUAGCUUUGGGUCGUCGACGCCAUUUAAUUCUUCCAAUCAAGUGGUGACAUUCGGAGGUACCGCAGCUCCCACUCAGAAUAAUCAAGUGACAGCGUUCGGCAGUAACACAGCACCCUCUCAGAAUAAUCAAGUGCCGGCAUUUGGCAGUACCGCGGCAUCUCAGAAUAAUCAGGUGACGGCGUUCGGCAAUAACACGGCACCAUCUCAGAAUAAUCCUGUACCAACAUUUGGCAGUAACACCAACGCAACGGCCUCUCAGAACAAUCCGCUGUCAGGGUUCGGAAGUACCACAGCUCCCGCUCAAAAUAACCCGGUUGCACCGUUCGGGAGCACCGCAGCCGCUCAGAACAACGGCCCGCCGGCGUUCGGCAGCAGCGCGGCGCCCGCUCAGAAUAUGUUUGGCAUGAAUCAGAAUACGAGCGCUCAGCCGUCCAUGUUCUCGAACCCGGUGCGAAGCCCGCCCGCGCAGACCAUGUUCGGCGCUCAGCAGCCGGCCAACAACGCCGCGCCCUCGAUGAACCUCUUCGGGAGCCCCGGUGUAGGGGCGGCGCCUACGUUCGGGACCACGAAUCCGCCUAUAGUGCCCCUCAACCCUGCGCCGGCGCCGGCCUUCAACUUCGGCGCGCCGCAGCCCAGCACAGGGGUGUUUGGGUUUGGGCAGACGGCGCAGCAAGCGCAGCCAGCGGGCGUGUACAGCUUCGGCGCCCCGGGCGGGGCCCCGCAGGUGCAGUUCGCUAUGGGCCGAGCCCCCAGCGCCGCCGGCGCGCGCCGCAUGCGCAAGGCGUUCCGCAGAAACUCACCACGAUGAAACCCAUUCCGCCGCCGCGUGGGUUGGCCGUACCAAACAAAUCCUGUAAGUGACCUCUCGGAAAACAAGCCAUAAACCCACAACUUCUACCAAGCCGGUGGUUUUGAUGUAGCCAAUAUUUUUAUAGAUGUAUAAAAUAAUUCAAACACGACGCACCAUCUGUCUACAUUCUUUUAGUGAUUAACGAAUCACGCUAACUAUGAAAAUUUUAUGUGAUCUUUUUAAUGGUUAUUAUUACAAUAUACUAUUAUAAUUCAACUAUUCUGUUAAGUAAAACGACGAGUUGAUCUUCUAUUAUGGGUAGUGCGUUCGCGUUAAGAAAAUGGUGACGCAUCGUUGUCUGUCACACAGCUUAGCAACCAAUCAGAUCGUAGUUAGAUUAGAAAGCCGUGUUCACAUUGACCAGUUGAUGGAAGUCAGUCAGUUCGGAUUUCCGUGUAGUUGAAUGGAAAGCAUGGUCGAUCUUAUUUUAAUGUUUGUAGUUUAUUAUUUAAUUAAUGGACUUUAGUAUACAAAUAUAGGAACACAUAGUACACAUAAAUAUCAAUAUUAUUAAGGUUACAUGUAUGAUUAUGACAUUUUGUAGAUCAAAUAAUGCUUCAACCACACCAACGCGUGUAGAUCGCCAUCGCCGUCGCGAUCACGGCGCGAUCUGCACGCGUUGGUGUGGUUGAAGCAAGUCUAUCCAACAAAAUUAUUACAUUCUAUAAACUCUAUUGAUUUAUAUUAGUGACAACAAUGCAUUUAACAUUCAAUUCUCUUAAUAUUGUGUAAUAAAAAUGUUUACAAUAAAGUUAAUGGUUUGAUUUUAACUCCUGUAUGAAUACCUCUUUGUACAGAUGUCACCAUUUCCUUAACGCGAAUAGACAAUGGCUCGUUUUCUGAAUUGAGAUGCUUAGCUUAAGCGUGCUUAAAUUUCUUACUUAAGUAGCUGGACUCUGCAGCACGUUCAAGCUAUGCAUCUCAAUUCAGAAACUGUGCCCAUAAUUAGGUGUUUUUAGUGUGUACUUUAUUUUUAUGUAUUAUAUUAUACUAUCCUUUAACUACUGCAUAAUUUUAAUUCCGAUUACUUUCCCUUAUGUGCAAACUGGAAAUAUGUCAUUCAUCUCCUGAGUAUUAAGAUACCAUACUAGUAGUAAAUCAACAAUUAGUCUUGAUUAAAGGAAUAGAACUAUGAUGCCUUUAUAGGAGUCAGUGGUUUUGCUAACUAUUAUUGACUUAUCAUAUUGCCUUUAGGAAAUAGGUAUCUAAUAAUUAUAAAUUUAAACAUACUAUACGACAUAUUCUUAUUUUUACUGGUUCUGAAUUAAGUAACAUCGUAAGAUACAUACUCUGAGUAAUGUUGGAUGCUUGGACUAGUGCCGCUAUUUAAGUACUAUGGGAAUAAUAAACCAAUAUUCUGUUUGUCAAGUUAGUAAAUCUUUAAUAGUUGCCAGAGCAGCCUGACAAACGAAAUACAUUUGUAACUUUAUUUUUAUGUUUUUGGAAUCAAGUUAAGACUGGAAAACUAAAGAUAUAUAAAAUGCAAAAUUAUGCGUGAUAGAUAUUGAUUAAUCGAAUUGAAAGGUGAUAGUGCACGCAACAAAAUUAUAAGGUUUGUUGCGCCUCGACACGUGGGCAUAUUAAUUAAGGGGUGUAUUAUUAAAUCGAGUAUUAAAAAAAAAACAGGAGAAGGAACUUUUAUCAAAGGGGCUGUUGCAAAUAGUUGGUAGGUUUAAUAUGUCCACAGUUGCAGACUAAACUCUUAUUUAGGUACCUUAUAUGUCACCGUAUGUAAGAUGUUUUUUAUAAAAGUUUUUAAGUUAGAAAAAAUUGUGGCCAUGUUUUUAUAGAUAAACUACACUGAACUGUCCCAAACUCAUUGACAGGGAGGCGCCACUCCAGUUCUCUUUCUUUUCAAAAAUAAAGGAACUUGGCAAAAAUCUGAACCAGCGAUCCGGUAUUGACGGUGGCGCCCCCCUGUCAAUGACACUGAUGGGACGGUUCGUUUUUGUUGGACAAUACUUGAUCUAUUGGGACCAUAAAGUUAAUAUUCCUUCGGAUAGAUCAACAACCACGAGCUGUCAAACGAUACCGAAUUUGGAUGACACUGUAUGUUAUUUGUGUGUCAGUUGUCAUGAUUAUUUCACUAUUUUGUAGAAUAAAUCAAUCCUGAACCAGUCACCACGUUUCUGAAGUACUAUUUCUCAUAAACAUCCACGGUUUCAAUCACGUAAAAUCUGAAAAUAUCUCAAGAGUUCAAAUUUUCAGUUUGCCAAUAAGUGCUAACGAACUGUCAAAUAGUUGAAAAAAAAAACCAUCACGCAUCUCUUUUUAUCACACAGUAUUGCCGCUAGUGACAUAACGCUCGCUCAGUUCUUUGUUGUUCUUAUACCGCUAGGUAUAUUAACUUUAUUUAUUUAAAGGCACAACUAUAGAAUACAAUUCAAUACAAUUACAAAGAUAUAGAUCGUUUCAUCCACGAUGACGCGCCCCACCACUCCCCGAUCGAGGGAAGCGCGGGGUGCGGGGAGCCUGUACCUCUAGUACGAAAAACUUUCGAGUUCGUUUCGUUGCGUAUUCAAAGUGUCAUCGAAAAAUUUUGUAUGAAAAAUUAAACAGCGCCCCCUAGGGCGGCUAUAAUAUAGGGGGCGCUGUUUAAUUUUUCAUACAAAAUUUUUCGAUGACACUUUGAAUACGCAACGAAACGAACUCGAAAGUUUUUCCUACUAGAGGUACUGAUCCGACCAACCCGAGCGUCAUCAUUAUAGUGUGUGCGACUGUCCAAUUGCAACGCUGCCAAUGCCAACAAUGGCGCUCGGAUUGAUCGGAUCAAACUCCCUGCACCCCGCACUUCCUCCGAACAAAAAGUGGCGGGACGCGUCCUCGUGGAUGAAACGAUCUAUAACUAGGUUAAUUAACUUAUGAUUGGGACUUACUCGUAAUUAUUUUGGUCAGCAGGCCAGGGGCAAGAUGCAAAUCUUAACGCAUUUUUUUUUGCGUUAAGAGUUACAUCUCAAACUAAAUUUUAAAUAACUUGAAAGAAAUCGAACUGCUAAGUAAAAUUUUUGUGUCCUUAAGUAUGUAUUCCAAUCUGUCACACUGAAUGUUCCGCUUCUUCGUUUCUUUUUAAAUUAUCAAUCUUGAUUUCUUAUUCGACAAAAUUAUUUCUUACCUACCUUUCUUAGGUAUUCCGCUUUUCCGAUUAUUUCUAAUUUGAAGAGCUCUAUGAUGAUUUUUCAUCAUAAUUACAUUUAAAAUUAUAUGGCCACUGUUCUUUUUUUCACAUCUAAGUAAGUGUAAGAGUGAAAUUUUUGUAUAAUUAUGAUGUGUAGGGAUGAAUAAUAUCAUGUAAUAAUAUAGCCUGCCUCAUCGAUAAAAUAAUGAUCUAAUCCAACAUAAAAAUAUUUUUUCAAUUCUGACCAGUACUUCCCGAGAUUAACUAUACAGACAAUGAAACAAACACACUUUAUAAUAUGUAUCACCUAAAGAUAAUAUUUGUGUGACAAAUGUGACGUAUGUAUGUCCUUUUAUUUAUUUUAUUUAUUGCACAUCAUGCAAAAUAACCAUUUACUGAUAUUAGGUUCUUACGCAUUUUUUCGGCGUGCAUUGUUUUUAUCGAUAAAUCGGUCUACUUAAAUCCUGACAAGCAAAGUAAGAUUUGGCUUACAAUACUUAGAUGAUAAAAUAACUAUUUUAGAUUGAAAGUUACUGUUUGCAGUGGCAAUAGUCAUUGACACAGGCGUAUUGCGACUUACCAUUGCUCAAUACCUGUUGUCUCGAAUGCCGAGUGAACCAGACACAAAUUAACAUUAACCUAUCUUACCAUUUUCUUAGGACGUCCGUCGCAAUAUAUAUUUUUUUAAUUUUUUUGAUGACACACUUCCAUUACUCUACUAGUAAUGUAGUAAUUGCUCAAAAAUAAUUGUAAAGAAUGAGGAAUUAGUGCUAUGAUUUAUGUGUUGGCGGACAGUAGAAAAUAAAAACAGUCCCUUUAUUGUCAAAGCAAAGUCAAGCCAAAGUCAAAAUUCCUUUAUUUGCAUGGACUAUUAAAAAUAAUGAAUUUAUAGUAAAAAUAAAAGACUAAUAAAAAACCUUUAAAGUUUUGCUCAUAUGAAGCCUUCACAUGUCUCAUAAUCUUUUUAUCCUACCAGUCUGCCGAUUAAAAUAAAUAGAAAUAUCGGUUGUACCUACAUAUUGAUUCAGGAGCAUUUUUUUUAUGGUGUAUCUUGCAAAAAUAGGCAUACAAGAUUGACAUGUGAAUGGGCUUGAAUUUAAUAUUCAUUUCAUACUUAAGUAGAAAAUGAGCAUGCUCAAGGUAAAAAUCUCAAUUCAGAAACCGGGGUCACUCUAUGUAUUGUCUUCCAACACAUUAACUCAAUAGUUCUACCUUAGAACUAAUACUUAAUGGAACAAGUGGGAACAAAGGAAAAAUAAAAAAAUAUUCCUUUUAUAAAAUAAAUGAAUUUUCUAUCGAGAACUCUUGAUCCCUAAUGAUUUAACUUUUUUAAGACGCUUCAGGACUGACUGUACAAACAUUUUGAAAUUUAUUUUCUUAUGAUCAUGAGUUGAAAAUUUGAGGAUAGUUGAUACCCACCUGUAAUAAAAAAUGAUUACGGUAUAAAAUAUAUUCACAGUAAAAAUAAAAAUAUUGACGUUUAUUAUGUAAGGCUAGGCAUUCACCACUGAAUACAAACCUAUUUUAUACAUGCUCUAGUUGUCGGGCUAGGAAUACAGGUAUAUAGAAUUAUUAAUAAAUAAAAAUAUUGAAUUAAUAGCACCACCAUACUAGUAUUUUUGAUCAUUAAGAUAUCGCACAUACCUUUAUACUGAAUUAGUAAUCUAGACAGAUAAAGUGAAUACAUAGCUACUACAGUCCUUUUCAUAACUAUUUUUGUGUGCUUUAUUUCAAAAUCAAAUUAAAAAUAAUAACCACAUUAUGAAGAAAAGAGUUUAAAAAAAAAUCAAAAUCAACUUUGUAUGGAUAAUUUUUGUAUCAGUAUUAUUCCAUUUUCUGAUUUUUUUUAUUGAUUUGACUAAAGACAUAUUCGAUAUUAUCAAAUAUAAAAACCGGUUAAAAACACGCGAGAAAAAAAAUUGAAGCAGUUUUUAGGUAAAAUUUCGGAAAAAAUAAAUAAAAUAAAAAAUAGAAAUUAAAAAAAACUUACUGAUAAGUGGGCGAACUUGUAUUCUUAAAAUAACCUUACCUAUAACACCCGGGAAGUUUGUCUAACCUUCCACCUAGCACCCUGUAUAAUAUCAAUUUGAUAUGAUAAAUGCAUGUAGGUUGAAAAAGAAAUGAAAUUGUUAUUCACACCAGUGAAAGAAAUAAAAUCUCGUAUUGUUUAUUUUGAGGUUUCAUAGAAAUUGCAAAAUAAAGCAUAAUAAUAUUUGUUAUUUAGGUCUCUAAAUUGUUCUUUUGUUUCAGGUCAGUAAUUAGGCAUUUGAAUAGGAAUCUUAUCGCGGUAUAUUAUAUUUAUGACGGCAAUAUGUAUGCAUAAUACGUCCAAAAUGGAUUGACAGAUUAUGGUUUCCUUCAUACUAGGUCAGUGAGGUUUUUUCCUUUUCUGUUCACCUAAAAGUGCGUGUAGCAUUAUCCUAAAUGUCGGUGGUUCUGUAAGGUAGUUGGCGUUGGAAAAUUGCCAAUUCUAAAUGUAUCUUUCAAGUUUCAAAUUACUGACUCGAUUUAAAGUCAUUCUGGCGGUAAAUAUGGUAGUUAAUACACUGUAACACACCACGGUAUCUGACUUGUAGUAUGCUUCUCAUUAUACUGCAUGGCACUGACAAAGAGGCUUUUAAGAAGCUCCUAUAUUAGUUUAUUUUUGGGAUAAAAUGUGUUAUUUUUUAUUUUUGAGUAAUAAGUCGUUAAUGAUAUUCCCGAAAGCCUAAAAUUCUGUAUGACAGAAAAUUAUACUUUUAGUAACAGGGUAAUUAGAAUGCUUACAAAUAGUGCUAUAUUGUCAUCAUUAUUAAAUCUCUUGGACACGUUGAAAUAAAUAUUGUGCUUCCAUUGCGAAUAUGUAUAUUAUAUAUUUCUUAUUUUACUUUUUACUAAAUAAUUGUGGUACAAAAUGAACUACAUACCUGGUCACAUCAAUCACGAUGUGGUGUUUAAAAAUCUGAAGGGAUUUAUCUACUAAACUACUACACAUCUUGGGUUAAUACCUACAUGCAGACAUUGUAUUUUUCUCCUCCUGAUUAUUAUUUAUUAUAACUUCUAUCUUAAAUAAUGACAGAUGGCACAAUUGAGACAUAACAGCGGGGCUUCAUCUUAAAAAGACGAACGUACCUAUUUUCGAUUAUCGAAAGUGAUACAUGAAGUUGAAAAUACGAUUUUCAUAGAAGCCUCAAUAAAUACGACUCAUAUUUACUUAUUAGUGUACUAUCCAUAUUAAUAUCUUGUAUCCAUAGAAAACGGAAUAUUUUAAUCGAUGUAAACUUAGUGUUAUAUGUGUAUACUGUAGUAGUGUUUAAUAGGUAUCUAUCUUUCAUACGUAUUGAAUACAAAAUCUUUCGAGUGGCUAAUAUACACGUCGAACAUUUCUUAUACACACAUCAUUCCGAUGUCGGCAUAUAGUCACAUAAUAUUAGAAGCUGGUCUGUAGUAAGAACAUUUUUGAAUACAUGUCAUAGAUUAUACUGUAAUAAUUAGUGCUGCCAGUUGUAACAAUACUAACAUACAUACAUAUAUUUUAAACAUAUUAGAGUUAAUAGUUUUGAAUGUGGAUUAGUUCGCCGGAUGAUGAUCCGCCUUUACUUUAGUCUAGCUCCGUAAUGAUGGCCGGAGCCUGCAGCUCGAGCGGAGGCUGUCGCGUGACUCCUCUCAGAUAUCGCCAAAGACACGUACUAUUGGUUCUGCGUCCGCGAGAGGCGACAGGCGCCACGGCCGUUAGCGAUACACCUUAGCGAUCGAGAACGGUGACAUCUCGCUUAUAUGCCCCGUCACCAACCACCCCAUCAAAUAUAUCCCAGUACUACUCGUUUAUUAUUCAUGCCCACAUCCACGGGGCGAGAUGAAUUCGUAGCCGAGAUCUUAGUUUUUAAUGUUUUACUAUAAGUUUAGAUGUAUCUCUUCUAGUAUCAAUAAAUGUUCAGCAAAAUAUUGUAUCAGACAUGACGACGGUAUCUUUUGUAUAUUGGAUUUUUUAACUAAGUCAAACGUAAUUUAAUAAAAAAAAGAGUAUUUAUACACAUCUGUUAAAUGACUGCUACGAUCUUUUGCUUAUUACGAUUUUGUAUUGUACAUAUUUAUAUUAGUUAUUACCUAUUAUACUAAUAGAUUCAUUUGUUCAUCAUUUGAAUUCUGACCGAGAUUUCCAAAAAAUAUUAUGUUCCACUGAAAAAUUCAAGAUACUUGCCAUAAGUUAUUGCCUCUAUGGAAAGAUGUAUAAUUUUUUGCUACUGCAUCUUACAAGUAAAAUGUUGUCAUUUUGGAAGUCUCAACUCGAGCCAGUUAACCAAUCAGUGACUAUUCAAGACUAGCUGGAACUAGUUUCAUUUUAAACACAACCAUAAUUUCGGAUUAAAAUUCAAUAAAUAGUCACCUAAUUCAAUCUCGUCAAUGCGUAUGAUAAAAGGCAUUACAUACUAAUUUUUGCACGAAUAGUUUCCAUGGUGUUUUAUAGUUUAAUGCGUAAUCUUGUUAUUUCUGGAAAAAAUGGUCUCAACUUUUUGUAUUGCGUAUUUUUUAAGACACAAAAUCACAAUUACUAUUGUUAAUUUAUUUUUUUAAUUGUUAACACAAGUAACAUUAUAAGAUUUCAUUAACUUUGAAUGCCUUUUAUGCCAGAUUGGGUUAGUUGUAAAGCGAAUUAGUAUUUUUACAUUACAGUAAAAAAACUAUAUUUUUAGUGAAAAUGUAGUGUACAAUGAAAUCUUAAAACUCCGAUGGUUAUAAAUACCAAUCUUUUUUAAAUCUUUUUUUGCAAGCUUCUUUAAAUUUCCAAAUAUUAUUUUCUUACCACUAAACUGUAAGUGGCUAUAGUAGAUCAAGACUUGUUAGUCUGCUGUAACCGUAAUGUAUAGUCGCAUUUGGAUUUUUAAUAUAUUGAUUUAUUUUUUUAAUAUUCAAGUAAUAACGACGCAUCCAAAUGGGCACUGAACAUAGUCAUCUUAAUGUAAAACUUAUCAUAAUUGUAUUUAUCUCUAUAUCAAUGGAACUUACAAUAAAGGAAUAAAAGAAGAUUGGGGAGCAAAACUAAAAUACUGAUACUUCUUGAUACUAUUGAAACAUUGAAAGAAAUAAUAUGAUAAAAUAAAAUUAUUGAUUUAUUAUGAAUGCCUUUAGAUUUGUUCCUCAAUUAAAAACAGCCAUUAAAAACA
Molecule: messenger RNA, 12993 nt
Organism: Ostrinia nubilalis (European corn borer)
Lineage: Eukaryota; Metazoa; Arthropoda; Insecta; Lepidoptera; Crambidae
Product: nuclear pore complex protein Nup153
Exons: 7
Coding region: 307-4692 (1461 amino acids)
Biological process (GO): RNA export from nucleus; protein import into nucleus
Cellular component (GO): nuclear pore
Molecular function (GO): structural constituent of nuclear pore
Source: RefSeq, a predicted model, not a curated record